This is a messenger RNA of Protobothrops mucrosquamatus (brown spotted pit viper), 1200 nucleotides long. RefSeq names its product histone-lysine N-methyltransferase EHMT1-like. Gene Ontology annotation, molecular function: p53 binding; histone methyltransferase activity; protein-lysine N-methyltransferase activity. The record is from RefSeq and is a predicted model, not a curated record. The annotation marks the transcript as partial. The transcript has 11 exons. Lineage: Eukaryota; Metazoa; Chordata; Lepidosauria; Squamata; Viperidae.
GAUGCUGAAGGAUCCACCUGUUUGCACCUGGCAGCCAAGAAGGGCCAUUACGACGUGGUGCAGUAUCUCCUGUCUAACGAACAGAUGGAUGUCAACGGUCAGGAUGACGGAGGCUGGACGCCAAUGAUAUGGGCUACGGAGUACAAGCACGUGGAGCUGGUGAAGCUUCUCUUGGCCAAAGGCUCCGACAUCAACAUCCGAGAUAACGAGCAGAAUAUCUGUUUACACUGGGCUGCUUUCUCCGGCUGCGUCGACAUCGCUGAGAUCCUCCUGGCUGCGAAAUGCGACUUACACGCGGUCAACAUUCACGGGGAUUCCCCCUUGCACAUCGCAGCCCGGGAGAACCGCUACGAGUGUGUAGUCCUGUUCCUCUCCCGCGGCUCCGACGUGGCCCUGAAAAACAAGGAGGGCGAGACUCCGCUGCAGUGCUCCAGCCUCAACUCUCAAGUCUGGGUUACUUUGCAGAUGAACAAGACCCUGAAAGAAUCGGCUCCAGAGAAACCCGCCCAGGUGGAGAAGAUACUAAGCAGUGGUCACGGAAGCGAUGGACGGCUGCUUCCAGAAUUCAACACGUCGGAACCUCCGCUAAUUUUCGAGUGUAACCACGCCUGUUCCUGUUGGAGAACCUGCCGGAAUCGGGUGGUGCAAAAUGGACUCCGGACAAGGUUGCAACUUUUCCGGACGAGGAAGAUGGGCUGGGGUGUAAGGACAAUGCAAGACAUUCCACUGGGGACCUUUGUGUGCGAAUACGUCGGAGAGCUGAUUUCUGACUCGGAGGCCAACGUACGUGAGGAAGAUUGCUAUCUUUUCGACCUUGGCAACAAGGACCGGGACGUCUACUGCAUUGACGCCCGCUUCUACGGCAACAUCAGCCGCUUCAUCAACCACUUUUGCGAGCCCAACCUCAUUGCCGUCCGGGUCUUCAUGUCCCACCAGGACUUGCGGUUUCCCAGAAUUGCCUUUUUCAGCAGCAGACACAUAGAGGCGGGAGAAGAAAUCGGGUUUGACUACGGCGAGAGGUUCUGGAACAUCAAAGCCAAAUACUUCAGCUGCCUCUGCAACUCGCCCAAAUGCAGGCACUCCAGCGCCGUCCUGGCCGAGCGGCAGGCCAGCGCUGCUGCUGAGGCCCCCGAGAACAGACUCCCGGACACCAGUUCGGCCGCCUUGGCAUCCCCCCCUGCCUUCGGAGGCCUCCCCUGA